Messenger RNA from Aureobasidium pullulans EXF-150, 1587 nucleotides. RefSeq names its product MFS general substrate transporter. The transcript has 2 exons. Bases 1 to 1587 code for a protein of 528 amino acids. Gene Ontology annotation, molecular function: transmembrane transporter activity. Lineage: Eukaryota; Fungi; Ascomycota; Dothideomycetes; Dothideales; Saccotheciaceae. The record is from RefSeq and is a predicted model, not a curated record. Gene Ontology annotation, cellular component: membrane. Gene Ontology annotation, biological process: transmembrane transport.
AUGCAGCGUCAACUCUCGCGCUAUCUCACCUUUGCUUGGGCAAUCAUCAACUGCCUGGUAGCCGGAUCAAUCACCUGCUUCUCCGUAUACGCGCCUCUGUUCCAGAAACGCCUACACUACACACAACUACGCGUAAACACCAUCUCCAUCACUGCCGAACUCGCCAUGUACCUACCCGUCCCUAUCUUCGGCUUCCUCUGCGAUCGCUAUGGCCCUGGCAUUCCUUCUAUCCUCUCGGGUUGCUUCGCCGGCUUCGGCUAUAUACUGGCCGCUUUCACCUACCGCAACCCCGACUGGCCAUUUGCUGUCAUGGUCUUCUCCUUUGUCUGGGUAGGCAUGGCCACCAGCUGCAUGUACUUGAGUGCUGUCACCACAUGCGCAAAGAACUUCGGAAGAGGUAAACACAAGGGCCUUGCUCUGGCUCUCCCUAUCGCCGCUUUUGGUCUGAGCGGCAUGUGGGAGAGCCAGGUCGGCAGUCGCCUGCUAUACGAGAAGAAGCCCGACGGCUCCCAUGGAGACAUUGAUGUCUUUCGCUUCUUCAUCUUCCUCGGCUGUACCUUGUUUGCAGCUGGUGCCGUUGGCUUCUUCCUAUUGAGGAUCAUUGACGAGGACGAGAUGAUUGAUGAAGCAAUUGAAGAAUUGGAACAGAGCGGUCUGCUAGAGGACAGUGCCUUCUUCCACAGAGGCCAGCAUCAUGACCAUCACGAAGGUUAUGGUGCUGUACAUGAUGAAGACGAGGAUGACGAGGAAGAGCGCCAACGCAAAGAAGAAGAGGCCCGUAAGAAGACUUGGCUGCUCAACGAGGAGACUAGCCGCUUCCUGUCAGACAGGACUAUGUGGCUGCUUGCUGGCGGUUUCUUCCUCGUUACGGGUCCCGGUGAAGCCUUCAUCAACAACCUCGGAACUGUCAUCGGUACUCUCUACCCGCCAACCAUGCCUGAUGAAGAGAUUCCCACAAGCGCCGCUACCCAUGUCUCUAUCGUCGCCAUCACUUCAACAAUUGCUCGCAUAUUGACGGGCACUCUGUCUGAUUUAUUUGCUCCAACAUCUGUGCCGCACCAGCAUCGCAGAGGUCCCAACUCGCUCAUGUCAUCCAUGGCCACUUUGCCUGGUGCUGAUGCCGCAGAAUCUCAGAAAAGAUUGGAGAUUUCGCGAAUCACCUUCCUCCUCAUCUUCUCGCUCAUCAUGUCUAUCGGUCAAGCCGUGCUCGCUUCGGGUGUCGUACAAGACCACGGCGAGCGUUUCUGGUGGGUGAGCGCUGCUGUAGGCGCUGGUUAUGGUGCUGUUUUCAGUCUGACUCCUAUCAUUACCUCUGUGGUCUGGGGUGUCGAGAAUUUCGGCACAAACUGGGCAUGUGUUGCUACUGUUCCAGCAUUGGGUGCGACACUAUGGGGCUUGCUUUACAGUGCAGUCUAUCAAUAUGCAGCCAACGACAACGUCGAAGCAAGCAGCGAGCUUUGUUUCGGACGUGCUUGCUAUGCUCCGACGUUUUGGGCCAUGGCGGUGAGUGUUUGGGUGGCAUGUCUCUUAUGGUUAUACGCAUGGCGGGGCCCUGGAGGCUGGUAUAGGCGCGGCAUCGUCAUCUAG